This is a messenger RNA of Dioszegia hungarica, 1803 nucleotides long. RefSeq lists its product as uncharacterized. Gene Ontology annotation, cellular component: nucleus; replication fork; site of double-strand break. Gene Ontology annotation, molecular function: damaged DNA binding; DNA-directed DNA polymerase activity. The transcript is spliced from 8 exons. The coding region runs from base 1 to 1803 and encodes 600 amino acids. NCBI's taxonomy places the organism in Eukaryota, Fungi, Basidiomycota, Tremellomycetes, Tremellales, Bulleribasidiaceae. The record is from RefSeq and is a predicted model, not a curated record. Gene Ontology annotation, biological process: error-prone translesion synthesis; response to radiation.
AUGCAGGGCUUCACUACCAGACCAUACCCGCCGACCCCGCCCCCAACUUACCGCCACCUCCUCGCUGCGACCUCAUUGACGCCGUACAACCCCCUUCGCGUCAUCGCACACUGCGACAUCGACGCUGCCUACGCCCAAUUCGAAGCGGUCAGGUUGGGAAUACCAGAUGAUCAGCCACUCAUCACUAUCCAAUGGGACACGAUCAUAGCGGUCAAUUACCCAGCCAGGAAGUACGGGAUCAAGCGGACCAGCAAUCAAGGGGCGAAGGAAGCGAGGGAGCUCUGUCCACAUGUCGUGAUCGCGCACACAGCGACGUAUAGGAUGGGCGAGGAGGAGUCGGGAUACUGGGAGGACGCGAACGUCCUGACUCACAAGGUCAGCUUGGAUCCGUAUCGCAGGGAGAGCGCAAAGAUCAUUGCGAUCUUCAAGGAGAUGGUACCUAAGGGCGAAGUCGAGAAAGCAAGUAUCGACGAGGCCUACAUGGACUUUACGCCUAUGGUCCUCGACAAAUUGCUUGAGCUCCACCCGCACCUCGCCACUAUUCCUGACGAUGCUCCAGAGGGCCUGGACACCCCUCUCCCACCCGCUCCACCCAUCGACUGGACCAAAGCUGGCAAUGUCAUCCCAGUCGGAGGAGGCGAGAACGGUGUCGAUGGCGAGACGGAGGGCGAGGUGGAGAAGCCUACAUGGGAAGACUGGGCGCUAUGUCUCGGAGCGGAGAUCAUGGCUGGUGUGAGGCAAGAGGUAUGGAAGCAACUACACUACACCUGCUCUGCCGGGAUCGCACACAACAAGGCGAUGGCCAAGAUUUGUUCGUCAUGGCGGAAGCCCAUGAAUCAGACCGUGCUUCGGCACGCCGCUGUAUCUUCGUUCUUGCACGACAAGGCGUUCACCGAUAUCCGAAAUCUCGGAGGCAAGCUCGGACACUCCAUAGCAGCUGUCUUUGAAGCCGCUACGGUGGGAGAGCUGGUGAAAGUGCCGCUCGAAGAGAUGCAACGCCGCUUUGGCGAGGAGUCCAUAUGGGUUUACAACCUCAUCCGGGGUAUCGACCACACAGAUCUUGUCCCUCGCCAUGUCAACAAGACCAUGCUCGCCAGCAAAAACCUCAUCCCGCCCGUCCGCGCUCCCAAAGACGGCGAACACUGGAUCGACCUUCUCGCCGGGGAAUUAUGCGUCCGACUGCGCGAGGCGAGAGAGAUCGAGCCAGGUCUUUGGCCCAAGACUAUCGUGCUCACUCAUCGGAGUGGGCGAGGGUACGAAAACGCCGGCAGAUCGAGGCAGGCACCGUUCCCAUACACCAAAGCCUUGACGGGGGAGUACGUGGCCAAGCUGGGAAAGAGGAUGUGGACGCAAGUCGUCGCUGGUUGGAUUGCGGGGACGUUGCUGAUAUCGCAGCUCGGUCUGCAAUUCACCGGUGUUGGCAGGAUGGAGGAGGGACAACGCAAUAUUGAGGGCUUCCUCGGCGUCAAGGGGGAAAACUCCACAAUCCUGCUGGAAAAGAAUGGAGAAUCAUCCCGUCCCAAGCGGAGUUUAUCAGAGGUCAUCUCAGUACCCGACGAUGAUGCGUCCGGCUGGACCUGUCCGAAGUGCCGGAAAGUUUUGCCUCUACCAGACGGGUUGGCGGAAGAUGAGCUGGAAAAGGAGCUGGCGGGGAUCAGGCAGGAGCAUGAGGACUAUCACUUUGCUCUGGCGCUGCAGCAAGGCGGGGAUGAGGCGGUUCAGGUUGCGCCACCGAAGAAGAGAAAGAAGGAGAAGGACAAAGGGAUAGCGGCCUUCUUUGUACCCAAGCCAAAGAAGCCAUGA